Molecule: messenger RNA, 960 nt
Organism: Pygocentrus nattereri (red-bellied piranha)
Lineage: Eukaryota; Metazoa; Chordata; Actinopteri; Characiformes; Serrasalmidae
Gene: cnpy2
Product: canopy FGF signaling regulator 2
Exons: 6
Coding region: 116-673 (185 amino acids)
Cellular component (GO): endoplasmic reticulum
Source: RefSeq, a predicted model, not a curated record
UUGUAUACGUCAUCAGUUCCUCUGAUUGCUAUGGAACAGCGUGGACUGGUUGGUCGGCUGGUCGGCGGUGACUGAGUGACUGAGUAUUUCACUUAUAAAAGUUCCUUUGGUCCAGAUGGAGAUGGAGCACAAGGUGUACAUCUUGUUCCUUUGUGGAUUUUUUUGUCUUAACGUGUUUGCUCACGGAGCCAGACAGAGCCAGGACAUCAAAUGUGGAGCUUGCAGAGCAUUAGUUGAUGAAUUAGAAUGGGCCAUAUCUCAAGUAGAUCCAAAGAAAAUGAUCCAAAUAGGAUCAUUUAGGAUAAAUCCUGAUGGCAGCCAGUCCAUAAAAGAGGUUCCUCUUGCCCGUUCCGAGGGUCACCUUCUUGAACUGAUGGAAGAAGUAUGUGACAGGAUGAAGGAUUACGGGGAACGUGUGGAUCCUACCACUAAUCGUAAGACAUAUGUGAGACAUACCUCACGCGACGGCACCUCCAUGGAUCUCUCCGAUGUGACCUUAGACACAAGAGUCAGCGCCAGUUUAAAGUUCGCUUGUGAAACAAUUGUUGAGCAUAAUGAGGAUGAAAUUAUUGAAUUCUUUGCUCAUGAGACAGACAACGUUAAGGACAAGCUCUGCAGCAAGAGAACAGAUCUUUGUGACUACGCUCUAAAGAUACCUCACGACGAGCUAUAACAUCACAGCAGUACCUGCCACUGUAAAGAGCUGAUCAUCGGUGGUCUCACUCCAGCACACUUGAAUUUGUGAAGCAGUGUCAGAUUUAAUCUGCAUAUGUUAGUAUUUAAUCCAGUCUAAAAUGAACUGGCCACAGAUCUUUGUCAGAUAUUAUUUUUAAAAUCUGGUUGCAGUUGUGUAUUAUGUACAGCCUGAUUGUCCACUGUGCGUUGGGUGCUAUGAACACACCUAGUUUGCGUUCAUUUGUCCACAGUGUGAUGCAAUUAAAGUUGUAUUUCCAUUUAAAA